Messenger RNA from Diutina rugosa, 1398 nucleotides. Its product is annotated as RBR-type E3 ubiquitin transferase. The transcript has a single exon. The record is from RefSeq and is a predicted model, not a curated record. Lineage: Eukaryota; Fungi; Ascomycota; Pichiomycetes; Serinales; Debaryomycetaceae. Gene Ontology annotation, cellular component: ubiquitin ligase complex; cytoplasm. The coding region runs from base 1 to 1398 and encodes 465 amino acids. Gene Ontology annotation, biological process: ubiquitin-dependent protein catabolic process; protein polyubiquitination; positive regulation of proteasomal ubiquitin-dependent protein catabolic process. Gene Ontology annotation, molecular function: zinc ion binding; ubiquitin protein ligase activity; ubiquitin conjugating enzyme binding.
AUGAGUGCCGAUGAAAUAUCAGAUGACGUUCGGAUAACGGAAAUUCAAUCAUUGCAACUGAUUUUUGAAGGCGCUACACUUGAUGAAGAGUCCUUGACAGGAUUAAUUAGUAUUGAAAUUAAGGAGAACUGGACAGUGACAGACGGUACAUCCUCCCAUGAAGUGACUUAUUUUCCUCCUAUACAAAUGUCAUUCACUUUGCCAGAUGGAUAUCCAGACUCGAAGCCACCUGAAAUUCAUCUCUCGUGUCCUAUCUUCACCGAGAGCCAACUUGAGCAAUUUCAUCACACCCUUGUUUCGAUCUGGCAAGACUACAGGGAUCAGAUUAUGUACAGUUGCGUUGAUUAUCUUCAGCACCAAGUUCAAUACAAAUUGGGUGAAGUACUUGAUCGCCCGUUAAAGCUUACUUCCGAUGAGUUUUAUCAAGUAGUGGCAUUCAACGAUGCUGCUGAAAGAAAACGUUUCGAAUCAUCAGUAUUCGAAUGUGGUAUAUGUCAAGACAACCGUAUUGGAUUAAAAUGUACCAAAUUUGAUUGCAGCCAUGUAUUUUGCAACCAUUGCCUUAACGAGUAUUUUACGUCGACAAUUGAGGCGGGAGAGGUUGAAAAAGUACGCUGUCCCGACAUGGAUUGCACCAAAAAAUGGACUGACUUGACAACGAAGGAACGAAAUUUUGAUGAGUUAUUGAAUUCCAAUCUCGACAUUCAUGCUUUUGUGAAUGAUAUUAUCAAACCAGCCAUACCAUUGACAAUGCUUUCGUCUAUUUUGAACUCACCUAACGUGGUACACAGAUAUCAAAGUUUGCGCCGUAAACAUCUUUACGAGAUGAUAUCUAGACUCUUACCCAAUGCAUUGAUUGAGUGUCCCCGAGUGGGCUGUGAAGAACAAAUUUUGCGUCAAGAUCGUAAUGAUCUUCUUGUUCAAUGUCCGAAAUGCAAUUACGCGUUUUGCUUCAAUUGCAGAAAGCUGUGGCAUGCCAAAUACGUCACAUGUAAACCGGUUGAGGGUGGAAAAUACGGUGUUCCCAUUUCUGACAUUGAAACGUAUUUAAUUUCCGAGAAGGACUCUCAUGAACGCAAGGUUUUCCACUCUCGCUAUGGGCACACAGUUAUGCGAAGAGCUGUGAAGGAAUAUGAAAUGGAUCAACUUUUUACAAAGCUAAUAGAGAACUCCCCUGACUGCUCCCAAUGCCCGAGCUGUGAAAUUGUGAUACAGAAAUCUGACGGUUGCAAUUUGAUGACUUGUGCCCACUGUGACACGAAAUUUUGCUUUUUAUGUGGGUUUAUUACAGGUGCAAGUCAUGAUCAUUUCGCAGAUCCCACCUCGACUUGUUACAGAAAAUUAUUUCAUGGGAUGCCAGGUGUUGCAGAUUUGGAUGACACGUUGGACAUUCAUUGA